This is a messenger RNA of Closterium sp. NIES-67, 2014 nucleotides long. The record is from the annotation of a GenBank genome assembly. Lineage: Eukaryota; Viridiplantae; Streptophyta; Zygnematophyceae; Desmidiales; Closteriaceae.
GAUUUUGCUCACUCUGUGCGACGCAAUUUCAUUGGCAUCAUGGUCGGUGCCGUCCAGGGGUCCGCAGUGCGGUAAAUUUCCUCCAAUCCGCGCAUCUAGGAGCUGGUCGUCCCCAAGACUCGCAGUCCCGGCAAAAUUGCGCUGCACACGACCCUCCAAUCGUCAACCAUCCGUCCCUUUCGAGGGUGGACAAGCGUCUCUUUCCGCGUCUCGAUCGCCAGCCCGUUGCCACUUCUCCUCUCGCCUUUCAUCGCGUGGCAUCGCGUGCUGCCACGUGUCAGCGCGCGCGAUGGAGCCGCUGAAGCAGAAGGGCAACGAGGCGUUCAAGAAGGGGCAGUUCUCCGCAGCGGCGCUGGCCUACAAGCGCGCGCUGGAAGCCGCGGCGGAGAGCGGCGAGGCGCCGCGCGAGACGGCGUCGGUGCACAGCAACCUGUCGUGCUCGCUGCUCAAGCUCGGGCACAAGGAGGAGGCCCUGGAGGCGGCGCAGCAGUGCACGGAGCUGCGGGCCGAGUGGAACAAGGGUUGGUUCCGAAAGGGCGAGGCGCUGUUUGCCUUGCAGCGGUACGACGAGGCGGAGGAGGCGUACCGACAGGCACUGGAACUGGCGCCUGACGACGCCACAGUGAAGCAGUGUCUGCUGCUGGCUCUGGAGGCACAACAGGGCUUCCUGCUGCGCCAGCUAUUCGCAGGGCGAGAGUUCUGUGUGGGGCGAGGCCGCUCCGUGAUAGAGGCUCAGAUAUUCCGCAGUGCGCAGCAGAUGCGCAACUUCAUCUAUUUCAUCGGCGAUGCCAAGUCCAGGGAGGCGCUUGUGGUGGACGGCGCGUGGGACGUGGAGGGUAUUUUACGAUACGCAGAGACUGAGAGAGUGAAGCUGGUGGGUGCCGUGGUGACGCACUACCACUUUGACCACACGGGCGGCAUGCCUCCUCCUCCGUUUGACUCGCUGGGCAUCAAGGUGCCGGGGAUCAAGGAGCUCGCCACAAAUCACAACCUCAAGGUGUAUGCGAACCAGCAUGAUGCCGCUCUGCUGCGAUCCAAGAAUGGCGUUCCAAGCGAUGCCAUUGUGGAGCUUGAGGAUGGAGCGUCCAUAGAGGUGGGGGAGGUGUCGCUGAGGUUCAUCCACACACCCGGUCACACGCCAGGCUCCCAGUGCAUACACAUCCAACGAGCGCCAGGCCACGAUGACGGGGUGCUGAUAUCCGGCGACACGCUCUUCAUUGGCAGCUGCGGGCGUCUGGACCUGCCGGACUGCAGCCGCGAGGCCAUGUACGACAGCCUGCAGAAGCUCGCCGUGCUGCCGCCCGACACCAGGGUGUAUCCGGGGCAUGACUACGGGGGUGCGUUCACGAGCAUCGGCAAGGAGAAGGCGUCUGGCUUCCUGCGCCCCAUGUCCAAGGAGCAGUGGCUGGCCACGGGGGGAAAGCGAUGAUGGACCACACAGUAAGGGGGGGCUCAUGAGUUACGACUGGUGACAGUUUGGGCAAAAAGGUUUCGAGGAUGCAGCAGCCGCGCACCCGGCCAGUUCACGCCGCGGUCCGCGCACGGCGAGUUAUGUUAUUCCUGUAGGUGGGACUCGCCAUUUUAAGCCUGCAAAAGACACGAGUGCGGAUGAGCGUGUCUGCUGCAGAAACCCCAAACCCUGAGUGCUGCAGGGAGGCAGGUGGCUGGAGCAGGGUCUGAGGCGGGGGCUCUUGCACCAGGUGGUGCUGCGUCAGGUGGCACGCAGGGAGCACCUGUUUAGGGCUUACAUGGAGCUGCCUGCGGUGAUGUGAAGCCGUGAUGUGAAGGGGGGAAGGCGGGCAGCCGAGAUGCAUGGUGGGCCACUGGCAACACCGCAAGGGACAUGACACUGCAUACCAUUGACAGCUGCUGCUCAUGGUGGGCAAAAUGAACUAAAAGAUCUGGAUGCAGUCCUUGGUCCUCAGUUUUGUUCUUGGCAAAUGAGGGCCCUUAUUGUCCACCUUUCAAUAGCCCGUAGCUUUCACUGUACUUAUCAAUUACACAAGAAAUCUAC